CUGGUACUGUACUUCCACUCAGUUGGGCCACAGAAAAGGCAUUAGGAAACUACAUUUUGCAAGGAACGGUUUCCAGGGCUAACCUUUCAUCCAGACGUUGAAAUGCAGCGAACACUGGAUCUUGCAGAUGAAAAUGGUUCUGCUUUUGAGGCAGUCUCCCCACAAGCCUCUGUCCCAGAUAACAUCCUGACUUUUGCCUGUGUUUUGCCAACAAAGAGAGGAAUUAAUGUCUCCAAUGAGGUUCUCAUCGUGCAACUGCCAGCUCAAGAGAAUGUGCGCCAACUCCGACUUCACAUUUGCGUACAGGCACAGGAGAAAGGGCAUCACCCAGACAUCUGCCAUGUCCUCGACCCUGAGUGCUACCAACUCCUUUACACAAGAGGACCAGACUGGUGUGAAAUUUACGAUGACUAUCAGAUCCUGAGGACCUUAGAGGCGGUCAGAUACUGGCACCAACAAGGUAUAAAAAUGGGUAAAAUUUUUGUGAAACCCACUUCUGAAGGUAAAGAGCAAGGCAAAACCUUCCAUAGUAACCUUGCCUACUUGAUCGGACAUGACCUCAACAAGACUGUUGUUGAUCGCUUGGAUGAGUUGAGUUUUGCCCGAAGGAAAUUUGCAUCUCCUCGCAAGAUAGAACUCUGUAACCGUAACCCCAGGGAAUAUGUCACUGAGCCUUGGACUGCUUCAGUUCCUCUCCCAAAAGACCAGCAGACCAUGCUUAACAGUAGGAUACCCAUUACUUUCCAUUACAAUGGAGUGAGCUUGAGUGUGAAGGCAGACCUUAAGGAACGGCCUUCUGCUCUGAUUGAAAUGUUUAUGCAGAAGAUGUCUGACAGAGGUUCGGCUAUGGAAUAUGCAGCCUCUGACUUGACGCUUAAGGUUUGCGGGAGAGAAGAAUUCUUAACCGGAGAGUGGGCACUGGCUGAUUUUCUCUGGGUUCGGCAGUGCCUUAAAACCAAAGAGGGAAUUCAUCUGUCUGUGCUCCCAGUGCUUUCAUUCCAAGAGGAUGAGGUUAGAAUAGAGGACUGGCCAUUAGUGGACAGCGUCACUGGGCUUUUCAAUAGUCACAGGGAUCUCACUCUGGCCAACAAAGAAGUUGAUGACAUCCUGAUGAUCUCCCUCUGGGAUUGCAAUAGGAAUUUCAGAGUAAAGUUGCUUGGAUUUGACAUCCCUCAGUUUCCCGGUAAAGCUCCUCAGUACGUUUACGUUGAAGCUUUCAUCCUUCAUGGGAAGAACGUGGUGUCAUCAGUCCGGUCUGUGCCCAAGGCUUUUGAGGAUGAAGUUCUUUGGAAUGUGUGGUUGGAGUUUGAUAUGCUACUUAAAAACCUGCCACGAGGUUCAAAACUGGGGUUCAGCAUCAAUGGAAUUUAUAUCGAUGGCAAUUCGACGAAGGAAAAUAAGUCACCCCCAGCGGGAGGAAAGUUGUCAGACUAUCCAAAGGGCAAGGAAAAGGCUUUGUACUUUGUGAACCUCUUGCUAAUUGACCACAGGUGUCUCCUCAGACAAGGGCAACACACUCUCCACAUGUGGCCAUUUCCUGAACAAGAAGAGGAAAUGUUUACCUUUGAAGCUGACAAGCUUUCUUCCACAACCAAUCCAGACCUGGUUAACUCCAUGGCUAUCACCAUCAUAUUAGACAAAUACAGUUUCCCUGUUGUCCUACCACAUAGUCGGGACUCACCUCCUUCUUCCUCGUCAUCAGUAUCAUCCUCUCUGACAAAAGAUGAUGUUUCUUCAAAACCUUCAGCUGUGUCACACAAAGGCAUUCUCCAGCGGCUUAGGGAGGAAAGUUCUCAGUAUGGGUCCCAUCUGCUGCAGUUCCUGAGUACCAUUAACUGGUGUGAUCCUGACACAGUACGGGACAUCCACUGGCUUCUGCACAAUUGGGACCCACAUGAUCUGGAUAUCUCAGUUGCUCUGGAACUGCUCAGCAUUAAAUACGCUGAUGAGGAGGUCAGGCGAAUGGCAAUUAAGAAGCUGGAGAGACUGACAAACAAUGAGCUCCUGAGAUACCUGCUCCAGCUCGUACAGACAUUGAAGGUGGAACCAUACCAUGACAGCUUUCUGGCCAGGUUCCUCAUCCAAAGAGCAUUAAGAAGCAAGAGAGUUGGACACUACUUCUUCUGGUACAUGCGCAGUGAAGUCACCGGUUCCCUCUAUUUCCGUGACCGAUUUGCCGUGAUUCUCGAGGCCUACCUGAUGGGGUGCGGCCAGGCCAUGCUGGAUGGGUUCCUCAAGCAGGCGCAGAUGGUGGACUGCCUUCACAAAGUGGCAACCGAUAUCAAGAAGGUCUUUUCAGAAAAGAGUGACCUCCCCCCCAACGCUGCAUUAAUAUUGCAAGACAUGCUGAGAAGCCACGUUCUACCCCAAAACUUCCAGGUCCCUUAUGACCCUCGCAUUAUAGCAGGACAGAUUGUGAUACAGCUGGAGAAAUGUAAGGUAAUGGCCUCCAAGAAGAAGCCCCUGUGGCUGGAGUUCACUUGCUGGACAUCAGAGGAGUCACCCAACCACACUGUCGGCAUCAUCUUCAAGCAUGGCGACGAUCUGCGACAGGACAUGCUUGUCAUUCAGACCCUGCUAAUUAUGGACUCGAUCUGGCAAGAGAAAUCCCUGGAUCUGAAUCUGGUCCCAUAUGGAUGCAUAUCCACUGGAUACAAUAUAGGCAUGAUUGAGAUAGUGAGAGACGCCACCACGAUCGCAACGAUUCAGAGGAAUAAAGGUGGCACGACUGGCGCCUUCAAAAACGAUGCCCUGUUGGAGUGGCUCAAAGGAAAGUGUGAACGAGAGGAAACUCUCUAUCAAGCCAUGGAGAGGUUUGUCACUUCCUGCGCUGGGUACUGUGUGGCUACCUAUGUACUGGGAAUUGGUGAUCGCCAUAACGACAACAUCAUGAUUACAGAACAAGGGAACCUGUUUCACAUUGAUUUUGGGCACAUCCUGGGGAAUACCAAACGAUUCCUGGGCGUGAACAGGGAGAGAGUGCCCUUCGUCCUUACGCCAGACUUCCUGUAUGUCAUGGGCAGAGUCAACAAGAAGUCCAGCCUCUACUUCAUGCGAUUCAGGGACACGUGUAUCCGGGCAUACCUGGAGCUUCGUUCGCACUCCAGUCUGCUGGUCACUCUCUUCUCUCUCAUGACUGUUACGGGCAUUCCUGAGCUCUGCUGCUCAGAAGACAUCCGCUACCUGACGGAAGCUCUGCAGGUGGGCAGGAACGAGGAGUCAGCACGAGACCACUUCCUCCAGCAGAUCAAUAUCUGCGAGCAGCUGGGCUGGACUGUGCAGGCCAACUGGUGGAUCCACUUGCUGGUCGGCAUCAAACAGGCCUGAAGAGUAGAUUUCAGAGCAGCCUGGGGAAAAUGCAUUCCCACACAGACUCACAAUUGGCUUCUAUCAGCAACGCUCUCUGCUUGGCAGCACAGCUGCUAAGUCAUGACACUCAAAUCCUUCCACUUCAAGACUGCAAUCUUGAAAACCAGUGACUCUUUGAAAUCCACUUUUUAAGACUGAGAAAUGCAGAUGCAGACUCUGUAGACAAUUUGUAUGUAUGCUGUAGUGCCAUUUUUGACCCUGAAGAAUCGCUGUACAAUAUGUACCUUGUGACAGAAAAUGUGGGCUGUGCCCAAAGCAGGAAUGUAAAGCUUAAUGGAGAACAUUUGAAGAAGAGGAAGCCAAUAUACACUACUGGUUGUCAGAUCGAUGUUUUAAAAUACAUUUUUUUUUCAUAAAAGCUUCAGUGUUUUGAAAACAUGGGGCACUACCCAUUGCUUUAACUUUUUACUUUACUUUUCUUUUCUAAAAAUGGAGCAAGAUGCAGAGAAUAGAGAACGGAGCAAAAAUAUCUAAAAAGAUAAGUCAAUGUGCUUGGUCAUUAGCCAUGGUGAGUCAGUUGGUAUACAGUAAAUGUUCUGUCUCACACGGUAACAUGAUACACUUCUUAGGACCCCCCACUGAUGUAGUUCAAUUAAAUACUUUUGUCACUUUGGGAUUUUUAAAGAAGAUGCCAUUUGGUUUGUGAACGAAGUGUUUUGCCUUGUGAGGAUCUCCUUAUCAAUCUCACAAUGCUUGUUUCUCAGAAGAUACUGUUUUUGAGUAGAUAUUAUCUCUGAUUUGCUCCCCAUCAAUGUAGUAAAUCCUGCAUACAUAUAUUCCUACAGUAUAAAAUAUUUGUGUGGAUGCCCCAUUCUACUCAAUUAAAACUCACCUUUGGGGUGAAAAUAAACCAGGAACCAGAAAUUUUGGGAUUUCAGUUUAUUGAAAUGUAGAUUUUAUGGUUAUUCUCUCACUGUCCUUUAGGAAUUAUUAUAUUUGUAAGUGUAUACUCAGAUUUUAUACCUGCACUGAAAAUAAUACAGUAGAUGCACACACAUUCCUGUUCUGUCUGCGAAUAAAUGGCUUUGCUGCAGAGAGACUCCUCCCUAUGGUUGUAAGGCCUUGUGUUUGGUUAAAUUGUUUCCCCCAUUAGCCCAGUUGGUGCUUUCCAUUUUCUAUGUUGGGUACUGUGGCAUGUCCCACUUUUUAUUCAUGGAGGGGGAGGCGGUUAAAGGUUGCUUCUUGUAAUGUCUGAUCAGUCAGAUAUUAUAAAGAUAUUGCCUGGUCGCAAGGCCCCCCACUCUCACAUCAAGAGAUAAGAGAAACGUAUUGCCCUCCAAAAAACAGCAGUACUGUUUACAUACUAGCAAGUAAUGGUAAAUAUUUUUUUCAAACAUGUAAAAUACUUUACAAAACAGGAAUUUGCAAAAAAAAAAGAAAAAGAAACUAAAUUUCUGUCAAUACAGACAGCAGAUGUGUGUUGCAGAUACUGAAACAAGAUGUGUAAAUUUAAUAACAUGGGUAAAUCUAGAAAUUUCCUUUUUAUGUUGUUUUAUUUGGUUGAGAUGAGUUUGGUUGAGAUCAGUUGAAAAGAUUUUUUCUUGGGAACAGCACCACCUACUGGUCCGCAGACACUGCUUACAGCACCAACCUGAUUUUCUGUAAGGUUUUCUCAUAUCACCUUAUUGCUGAAGUAGAACUGAUUCAUUUGUUCUUGACCACUAAAAGGUCAGGAAAGACCUCAUGUAUUGUAUUUGCAUUCUCUUCUAUGCUAAGGAAUCUGGCCCUUCUCACCUGUCAUAAGGGCAGGAGCUCCUAAGAGGAGUUUACAGUCUACAGGGAACAAAUAUAAAUUUUGUAUCGUCCAGAAGAUGAGUGUACUGUGAUUCCAGUAAAUAUUUGUACCCCUGGUGUUCGCAGCUACUGUAUAUUUUAUCAAUUGAACAUUGUAUUUCUCCUCAACUAAAGAAAAGAAAAAUUAGCAAGAGGCAGUGUUGUGUGACAGGGAUGUGCGCUGGUUUUUGUACCCACCAGGAAAGCAGUUUGUUAAGCAGAAGUUAAUGAAGCAGGCGGAUGGACUGUAGAGGGGGGUCUGUCUGAGAAAUGCUUAGUGUAAGUAUUGGACAAUUAGGGGGUGACAGAUAGGUGGAGUUACGGCCAGUGUGUGAGGGGUAGGAGAGCGCUGAGGGGUGAAAGAAUUGUACUCUCCAGCUCCCAAACAGUGCGAGUAUGGUCUGAGUGAGCUGCAGAAGGAAAUUUGUCAGAUAUCAGAAUACCCACUUGGACUGGAAUAACGUUGUCCUGCCCAUCUGUUUGAUUUCAUUGUAAUGGGAGCCUAAUACACAGAACAAAGCCUUGUGGUUUCACCCCCUGUUUAAAGGUAAGUGGAUGACUGAGUGGCUGUAAAUGAACUAACUGCCUAGUGAUACCAGCCUGAGAAAGAUGGGUUUGCCAGUUGCUGUGUGUCUUUCAGUCACUGUCUCUGUGUCUCUCAAAGAAAGAACAUCAUGUAAUAAAAAAAUAAAUAAACGCCUUUUGUUAUUUACGGUACCUAAGGGCGUAGCCUGUCUUUUUGAUCCUCAUGCCUGUUUUCUCAGGUCCUUGGUCCCAAAACGGGAAUAUUUGUUACAAUACAUCUGCAGUUUUGCUCUUAUAGUAGAAGUUACUAUACUUUUUUUUUCUUUUUGAUGUAGCUAUGUACAGUAGCUGUGUUGAUUCUGGAAGGGUGUACCUGAGUCACGCAGUUCAGCACUGUGCUUUGUUCAGGAUCUGUCUGUGAUCAGAAACCAGACAAGAUACCCUUAUUACAGAAACAAUGUUGUAAAUUUUCUGCCUGCCUGAUCCAUAUAAUAAGGUGACGGUCUUGUCCUGUGCUAGAAUCCCUCACUAACCAGACAUUAUUAGAUAUGCAGUUGCUCUGAAUUGCACUGAAUUGUAGUGAUUGAUAACCUCAUUUGACUGACUGUGAUUCGUCAGCCUUGUGCUUGCCCUGUUGUGAAGGUUGCUUUUGUUUUACAGACACGAGUUUUUCAGAGAUGAUCAUGGAUAGUUGUGAUUUUGUGGUGGUGUUUUUUGUUGAUUUCUAAGAAUGACGACAAAAGGAAUAAAGAUGUAUUUU
Lepisosteus oculatus (spotted gar) is the source of this 6427-nucleotide messenger RNA. Its product is annotated as phosphatidylinositol 4,5-bisphosphate 3-kinase catalytic subunit gamma isoform. The record is from RefSeq and is a predicted model, not a curated record. Gene Ontology annotation, cellular component: plasma membrane; cytoplasm; phosphatidylinositol 3-kinase complex. Gene Ontology annotation, molecular function: 1-phosphatidylinositol-4-phosphate 3-kinase activity; 1-phosphatidylinositol-3-kinase activity. Gene Ontology annotation, biological process: phosphatidylinositol-mediated signaling; phosphatidylinositol-3-phosphate biosynthetic process; cell migration. Lineage: Eukaryota; Metazoa; Chordata; Actinopteri; Semionotiformes; Lepisosteidae.